This is a messenger RNA of Ictalurus furcatus (blue catfish), 4193 nucleotides long. RefSeq names its product FEZ family zinc finger 1 (gene fezf1). Gene Ontology annotation, cellular component: nucleus. Bases 1542 to 2855 code for a protein of 437 amino acids. Gene Ontology annotation, molecular function: RNA polymerase II cis-regulatory region sequence-specific DNA binding; DNA-binding transcription factor activity, RNA polymerase II-specific. Gene Ontology annotation, biological process: regulation of transcription by RNA polymerase II. NCBI's taxonomy places the organism in Eukaryota, Metazoa, Chordata, Actinopteri, Siluriformes, Ictaluridae. The record is from RefSeq and is a predicted model, not a curated record. The transcript has 4 exons.
UCUGAGGGACUACUGAUUAACUGAAAGCACUGUGUAAAUUACAGGCUAUCUGACACCCAUCUGCCACCGCUUUAACAGCCUCAUUAGACCUGGUAAAAUGAGUGAAGCUGUAAAAUUGCCUCCUUGAAAAUGUAAACACCAUUUUAACUUAAUAGGACAAUUAUUGCUUUAAGCAUUAAAAUAAAUAUUAGUUCGUAUAAAAUGUAAUAUUAUAUGCGAAAGGGCAAAUGAAUGUUUACUUCUUACUAGGUUUUUUUUUUUUUAUCAUUUCAAAUAGUUUUUCACAUUUCAUUUUUUAACCUGUCGCAUAAUAGUAUAGUGGUGGUGUUGUUUUUAGCUGGAUUUCAUUUCAGUUUCCUCGUGAGAAAACUGUAUGCUCUCUCUCUCUCUCUCUCUCUCUCUCUCACACACACACACACACACACACACACACACACACACACACACACACACUUCUGUAGUAUUUAUUACUGACUGAUAUCUUAUUUAACCCUGAAUGCCCAACGAAACUGUGUUAGUUAUUUAAAGGAAAUGCUUGAUUUGUCUACACUAGCCUAUAAUUUAGAAUAUUAGGGAUUUUGGGGGGGGUUUUUUGUUGUUGUUUUUUUUGUUUGUUUUUGUUUUUUUGAGAAUUCCAUUCAUAAGACAAAAAAAAACAUUUUAUAAUGUAGGCUGUAUAAUAUUGUCAGGAAUAAUGCAGCCUGUCUGUUUGUUUGUCUAGAUUAGUUUUAGCAUGGUAAAGGCAGAGUUGAAUUUAAAUCUAGCGCCAUCAGGCUCAAUGCUUAAAAGAGUUUUCGUUUUAAAUAGAUUGACACAUACUCACUAAUCAUAAAAAAAAAAUUAUUACUAGCCUAUGUAUUCUGAUAUAUAUUGUAAUAUAUUCUAUGUUAUAGAAUUGUAGAGGUUGUAUGUUAAAAUUAGAUUGUCAUUAAUAAUUAUUUGAUAUCACAAACGGUUGUGUGAUUUGCCUCUGACCUAUAAGCCAAUACACCGGUCAUGUCUUGCACGCGCUGAGAUUUUUUGACGUGUCAGACGCGCGAGUGAUGUCAGAGCAGAGGCGCGCGGGGAGCUGAGAUUCGCCCAACGCUUUCCAGCUGAGCGCGACGCCUCCUGAUAAAGAGCUGCAGUGAGGCGCGCGGAGAGUUUACUCACCCACAGCAGUGCAUCACAAAUUCAAGGGGGAAGAGAGAGCAGGUGUUUGGAUUGACAGAAACUAAAUCGAGCUGUUACCUGCACUUCUCAUUUGCUUUGAUUUUUUUCCUUCUGCCUCCGUAGUUGUGAGAGUGGCCAUCGUGCCCUGUUGAGCAAGGCCGGAUAGACAUUAUUUAGUGCCGCUGAUUGUGUGUGUGUGUGUGUGUGUGUGUGUGUGUGUGUGUGUGUGUGUGUGUGUGUGUGUGAUCACCGGAGUGGUUGUGCGCUCAGUGGGCCGCCGUGUUCGAUCAUGUCCUCACUUUCGACUCAGUGAGAGGAAUCAAACUCUAUCCGCAACAAGUCGCGCGAGUGAGCUGCUGAUCCAGACGAGGCGCUCGUGUCCCAGGGUGAUGAUGGAGAGCGCGCUGUACCCCCCGGCGGGGAUAUUCGGCACCCCUUCACCAUCCACGGCGGGUGGAAGUAUGGUCACCAGCGCUAAACCCCUGGCGUUCUCGAUCGAGCGGAUUAUGGCCAGGACGCCGGAACCCAAGUCGAUACUGUCUCUCCCGAACUCCGUGCAGUACAGUGCCGCGGGAAAGACCGACACACGGGCCUCACUCGCUGUGCCUCCAUCCCCGCUGCACUGCGUGCUGCCUCUCAUGCCGCUCGCCUACGAGCCCGCGCACAAACUUCACAGACUUGAGUCGAGCCACAGCGAGCCAGAGUUCCCCUACAGCGCAGGCGAGCUUCUGAGCGUCGGCACCAACGCCAAGGGCGAACACCGGGACGCAGCACCGGCGAUUGGACAGUACAAACUUUUCCGGCCACGGGUACUUUCGCACUCAUCCGUGCACACCGCCGCUGCCGCCGUGUGCUACGUGAACUGUGCGGAGAGCGCAUGCGCGCCUCCGCCCGCCGCCCUGCUCAACCUGCACCCGGUGGCCUCGUACCUGCUGAACACCCCGUUACACUCUCGCCACAAAAGCCUUCUGGUGGAAAAAAGCAGAGGCGCGCACGGCCUGGACUCUUACCCCGGAGCGCUGGCGCUGAAGGAGCUGUCCCACUCUCAGCUGCAGCACUACAUGAAGGAGAGCGCGCACAUCCUCUCCGAGAAACUGUUCAAGAGUUCCGCCAAGUUACACACCGGCUCUCCGCCAGCCAAAGCCAAAGUGUUCACUUGUGAAGUCUGCGGCAAGGUGUUCAACGCGCACUAUAACUUAACCCGCCACAUGCCCGUGCACACGGGAGCCAGACCGUUCGUGUGUAAAGUGUGCGGCAAAGGAUUUCGUCAAGCAAGCACACUCUGUCGCCACAAAAUUAUUCAUACUCAGGAAAAGCCGCAUAAAUGCCAUCAGUGUGGGAAAGCAUUUAACCGGAGCUCCACACUGAACACACACGCGCGCAUACACGCCGGAUACAAACCAUUUGUGUGUGAAUUCUGUGGAAAGGGUUUCCACCAAAAAGGCAAUUACAAAAAUCAUAAAUUAACGCACAGCGGCGAGAAACAGUUCAAGUGCAAUAUCUGCAACAAAGCCUUCCACCAGGUAUACAACCUGACUUUCCACAUGCACACGCAUAACGACAAGAAGCCCUUUACCUGCCCCACAUGCGGCAAAGGCUUCUGCAGGAACUUCGACCUGAAGAAGCACAUACGGAAACUACACGACGUUUCCCCGGAUCCGCACUCACCGGGAACACCUACAGAGCAGCGUGAGGCCCAGUGAACACUCCUCACACGCCGUGCUUUAUUAUAAACACUCAAACCAGCACAUUCCCAACAUAAAUAGUGUGUCAAAACAGACCAUACUGUUUAGUGCGACAGUGUGCGGGUUUGUGACUUUGCGGGUUUGAACGUUUUACUGCUCCUGCUGUUCUGACAGACUGGGCUCUUUAAACUGCACUCCUCUCCCGCAACCAAACGCUUCUGUGGUUUUUUUUUUUUUGUUUGUUUGUUUUUUUAAAUUCGUCAGUGAAAAUACAAUUAAAAUAUUCUUUUCACUCUCAGGGUAUGUACUGCGUGGUAUUGUUUAUUACAGACUUUUAUUGACUUCUUUAUUAUUUGCUUGGAAAUUCUUUUAACUUAAAGAGAGUGAGUUCUAAGGAUAAAUAGGCUAAUUUUCGUGAUGACGGUAUAUUUCUUCAUUGUGUACAAUGUUACAUAUUUAUAGUUUUGCUGUUCUUUAUCAGCCAUGCUGUUGCCGCUUAUUUUGGUUAAAUUGCUGUGAAUUAUGCAAGAGUUUGUUGUAUAUAAUUAUCACUGGCAUCAGAUUUCUCAUCAAAACAACAUAUAAAUGAGGGGGAAAUAAAAUUAUGAGGGGGAAUAAAAUAAAAAAAUACGUUUUAUGUCAUCGUUCUUAACUUAUUAUUAUUUCCAAAUACGUGUUAUGGUGUGCAAUUUGCCUUUUUUUCCCUCCGCAGUUUGUGUAGGAGUAAUGGGACUGUGCCUAAUGAGAAAAUUAACACUCAUUAGGAAAUAGUCAUGAACAUUGCGCUUAAGCUGGAGGAGGUGAGGCCAUGUCCUAGCGUUCCCACUAGGCCUCUAUAAAUUAACAUGUAUAUUAAUUAAUCUGUAAAUUUGGUAAUAUUUCACCAAAAAAAAAAAACGUCUAUGCAAAGGCAAAGUUGAUCAUAGAAAAUGCAAUGUUGUCUGAGGGAAUAAGCUUAAUAUUGUAUGGUGUUUCUCUAACUCAAUAUAAAUCUUUAAGUCUACUGACAGUAUCUUAUUUUAUUAUCAUCUUAUUAUCAUGGCUGUAAUGGGGGAAGUUUAGGACGAUUCUAAGGGCCCUGGUCAGACCUGGGGGCCCAGCAGGACCCCAUAAUUCCCUGUAUGAUUUUGGUAUUUAGUGGCCUGUUCGCAUAAUAAUCUAUUAAGAAGCACGAUAUAAUGAAUGCCCUCAGACUGUGCCAAGUGCAUAUGUGUGUGUCCCCUUAUGAUAUUUGCGGAUUAUUCAGAAACGCCACACUUCACAGUUGUGUGUCGUUACAUGCAUCAGGUAGAUGGUAAGAGAUGGCGCAGACAAAACCGGGAUACCAAAAGAGGAAAGAAAAACAUGAAAAAGAGG